Molecule: messenger RNA, 3156 nt
Organism: Myxocyprinus asiaticus (Chinese sucker)
Lineage: Eukaryota; Metazoa; Chordata; Actinopteri; Cypriniformes; Catostomidae
Gene: ppp1r15b
Product: protein phosphatase 1 regulatory subunit 15B
Exons: 2
Coding region: 993-3062 (689 amino acids)
Biological process (GO): response to endoplasmic reticulum stress
Cellular component (GO): endoplasmic reticulum; protein phosphatase type 1 complex
Molecular function (GO): protein phosphatase regulator activity
Source: RefSeq, a predicted model, not a curated record
UCCCCCCCUUUAAGUUCCCUUAUUUUACAACUUCAAAAGUGGCAAGCCUACGUGAGAUCGACAUUUUUACCACGGUCCCUAAGCUUGCCAGAGUUCCGGGAGUUUAGACACGCUCCCUUACGGCCUUUUUCUGAUGAAAUCUCUCAGCUUUAGCUUUGCGGCUAGCUCAGACGAUUGGGCGAAACGGGGACGUCAACGAGCCUGAACACGAAGUUUUCAUAUUCAAAGCGAAAGUGGUUUUGUCGUAAACCAAAAAGAGAUCGUUUAGGCUCGAUUUGAGCGAUAUUGCCGUUUUUGUCUCUUCAAGUUUGUGUUAAUUUUCCUCAGAGAAACGCAGCGGCUGGGCUCGAUUUGAGGUGACGUAAAACUCACAGUUGAAGAGCUUACUCUCGCUUCCCUCAGACGACAAAAUGGCUUUGGUUUCGACCUCUGCUUUGGAAUUUUACUCUUAUUUCACCUCAGAAAGCCUUUCCUUUCCUUCUGUCGUCACUACAAUCCCCUCAAGCCGAAAUAAGUGGUGUUAUUUUCCUCAGGACAGCACAGUUGGCGCUAACGCUGCGAUCAAUAUGGACGCUGAUGGUAUUCGCUGGCGCCGGGUCGGACUCUAUGCCAUUUGAACGACAUGGACUGUUUAUUUCACCCCGGAGAAAAUUUAUCAGUGCACAUAUAUGGUAUUAAGGGCUGAAACUAUGGAAAAUGGAGCAUUUGACUUUUCUCGUAGCUAACAUUCAGCCAAAACUUAAAUUGUGAUAAUAUUAAAGAUUACAAGCUGCGUUAGCCAGCUCAUUCUUAUAAGGCCAUAUCUGGGUUUUGAAAACAAAAACAUUCACAUUAACCUUCAGAGUAAUCUCCCUAAACCCAAGCACUUUUAUGCAAAUUUGUCAGGAAACGUGGAGCCAUUGCUAAAAGAAGUAACUGACGUUAAUGGUUAGCUUAACAAAGUUCUAUUUCCGUUCAGUUUAUGUAGUUCUAAUCAUUUCAUAGGAGUACACAUGUUUAGAAGAAUGAGCGCACAUGGACACUUUUCUGAAGCGGACGCGCGCACCACGCGUGACGGCAGUGAUGACAGCUCGUGGAUCAGCGUGUUCUCUCUGGUCUCCAGGCCUGCGUGGUCUCUGCUGCAGAGAUAUUUACCGGGAAGAGCCCAGACAGCUUUUGAUAUGAAGUCAAAUCUAGAUAUUGGAAACUCACUGAUGGGGGGUCUCGGUGAGACCUCUCUGAAAGGUACAUAUCUCCACCUCCAGCAUGAAAAUGCGGCGUGCGCGUCCUCUGAAGACCCUGGGACUCUGGCCUGGUUAACUCAGGACUCGUUGAGUGAACUGGGGAUCCAGAACACCGCACAGAAGGAUUUCAACAUGCAAAGGCAGGCAUCUGUCGGAUACCUUGGAACGGCGAGAAAUUUGCUCAGCCAGGUGUUAUUAUACGCGCCCUCCAAGCAAGAAAAAGUGCGCACGGCAAGCGAGCGCGGGAGUACGGAAAGCGGAUGCGUCUGGUGCGCGGACACGGUGUCAACGCGCUCUGCUAACACCUGGUGGUUGGGUGGAUUUUGGGGCCCCGAUGAUAGCCCUCAAAACUGGCUGCUAAAUGUACCACAAAGCAGACAAGAGACUGAUACGAGCUGGCAGCAUCGUGGAGAGCAUCACAGUGUUGGCUAUUGUCAGAGUCGUGCAAAGGCUAUCGUUACCAAGACGACAGAACUGUGUGUACGUGGCACUGAUGGGGGAUCAAUGCACAAUGAAAGCACUGGACCCUUGUGCUCCAAAGAGCUGGCCCACAAUGAAAGCCUACACAUGCCCAAACCAGACUCCCUCCCAAACUCCUACCAGCUGCCACUAGAUGAAGAGUAUCAGAAUGUUUUUAAACUCAUAGUUUGCAGUAGAGCCUACAGUGAAGUGGCAGUUCUAACCCCGGACCAAGACAAUGGCUACUCUAGCUUGGAGGAAGAACACUCACUUAAUAAGCUUCGUAAAACAAAACUGCUUUCUGAGGAGCAUGUGUUGUCGGAAACAGGCUGUCAUCUUGCCUCUGAGGAGAUGUCAUUUCACAGUAACACGACUGGGAAUGAGUCUGUGGAACAGGCUCAGAGUGAGUCUGCCACCUACGGAGAGGAAAUUAAGCAAAGUGAGGAAGAUGCUGAGUUUUUUGACCCUGAGAAGACAGCAGAGACAUCAGCUCCAGCUGUCCUUGAAGACUUACCCAUUUUGCCCACACCUCACUGUCAAAACAAGGUUAUCGCUUACAUCAUGGGCAGCCCUUGCAGUGGGGAAUCUGAAUCGGAGGAUGAGGGUGAUUGGGACAGUAAUGAUGAUGAUGGAUUUGAUAGUGAAGGCUCAUCCCACUUCUCAGAGGCUGAGGACCUGGAUGACAGUGAUGAUGAAACUGAGGAGGAUUCGGAAGAAGAUGAGGCAGACACUGAGACAGAGAGACUGUGGAAUUCUCUGUGCCAAAACGGGGAUCCUUACAACCCUCGAAACUUCACAGCUCCGAUAAGGACAGCCUCCAAGCCUAGCCCUGCUACGGACUCCUCAGUCUCAGAGUCUCCUCCAGCACAUAUGUCCUCCCACCUUUCACCCCUUCCUUCGCCCCCCUCACUUUCAGAGAAUGAGUCCAGUGAAGAGGCCUGUGAGAUGGAUGAGGAUGAUAAUCAGAGACUAUGGAACUCCUUUAGUUGCUCAGCUGAUCCCUACAGUCUUCUCAACUUCCAGGCCCCCAUACAGACUCAAAAGCCCCCCAAAAGGUGCCGUAAAAUGACAUUACCAGGAAUCCCAUGCUACAAGAGGGAGGAGGCUGAGGAGAGGUUGGACAGUGGAUUCUCAGAGAUUUCCCUUGUGCCAUGCUCAAGCAGUGCCACGAGUGUUCAGCUGAAAAAGGUGAAGUUUGUGGAAGAUGUAGAGGAGUUCUAUGCCAGCAGCGAUGAGGACCGCCAUGGCCCUUGGGAGGAAAUUGCCCGGGACCGCUGUCGUUUUCAGCGGCGUGUUCAGGAAGUUGAAGAGACUAUUAGCUACUGCCUUUCUCCAACUUUCCGCCUGGUCAUUUUUCAAAGACUCUUCAGUACUAGUUAAUUAAAAGCCUUGUUUGUUGUUUCACAAUUAAUUUACACAAUUAAUAAAAACUUUAUAUAUAUAUAUAUAUAUAUAUAUAUAUAUAUAUAUAUAU